CAUUCAUCGCCCUCUUUCUCCUCCGCAUUGUAUAGGUAUUCAUAAGCCUAUCCAUGGAUAUGAUAUCGAGCACUCAUAUAUUAGGUAGCUACGUCUCUCCCGCAGUCCCGUCAUCUUCCAGCUACAUACAUAUAUCCCUACCCACUUCUGGUAUAACUACUGCUAGGUACCUCUUACCCCAGAGUCCCAGAGUCCCAAGCUGCCCAGACCCCACCACCCCUUGCUGCCCUUGGUAGGUACUAUCCACGCCAUCUAAAUCCCCCUCCUUCUAUUAAUAAUACCUAGGUACCUUAACUUCGUACCUGACUACCUUACUUCGAUCUUUCUCUGUCUAAUAACCCAGGCUUCUUACCUUAUUCAUUCUUAAUCACUUUCUUUUCUGGCUUAUCGUCGCAUCGCGUUCUUUCUUAACCGGCAGCUGGUCUGUAUUUGUCUGCAUGUAUGUAAUGGCAUCAGGACUCGUCAUUCAACAACACGCGCGCGACUUUUCCGGUUCCGGUUCCGGUUCCAAAUUCGAAUCCAAAUCCGAAUCCACGGACGAGAUCACUCUCAACCCCCUCUUAAAUCUCCUUACCAACACUCUCGUCCUACACCAGACCAUCCCCUACCUUCCCAUCUCGAGCCUUCUCAACCUCUCCGCCACCUCUCCAUCUUUCCGCGAUCUUUUACUGCGCCGUACCCCCGGUGUCUUCCGACAUCUCGAUCUAACCCGAGUCAAGACAGCACAGUUCGAACUCGACGGCGGCAUCGAUCAUGGCGGUGAGGUAUGGCGCAACGUUCAGGUCGACGAAAACCUAACCGAGGAUGACUUUUACUCGGGCCCGUUACGUGGCAUCAUUCAGAAUAUCCGCCGUCGCGACAUCUUGCAUCAUGUGCAGACGCUAGUUCUCGACGGUCUCUCGGUCACAGCCGAGUUCUGUAACGACAUCCUUGUCGAUCCCACCCUUCGUGUGCGCAUUUUGUCUAUCCGCGACGUCAAGAACCUUAACGAGCGCAAGCUGAUGCAAAGCCUUCGAUAUGUCUGCCGGUCUACUCGACCAGACGAUACCCCUCGACUGAAGGGCCUAUACGUGUUUGGAGCCCGGGACUCACCUGACCUAAUCGCAUCAUCUUCGCCGGUGGAAGGACGGAACGAAACAGCUCGAGGAGGCUCCAACAUUAGCAUUGGGUGGAACCACAAAUCUCAGCAUGCAUUGAAGGAAUCAUUCCGGGCCGAAGGUGACGAUUGGUAUCACAAGAGAGGGCGCAUUAUCGGCAGGCACAUCACUGACGGCUGGGCAGAGACGCUUCUAGAUUGUCGGGAUAUGAUCAGGUUCGACGCCGUCUUAUGUACUGGACCUCGUCAUCAGAACUCGUCUGCGUUUAGAAAGAUGCCGGUCGUGCCGGGCGGAACAGCGCCAGGCGUCGAAGGUCUGUGGGGCGUCGCAACUUUCGCCCUCGGCGGGUGCGCGUCUUGCGGAUCUUCUCCCGAGGGCUUCACAGAAUACGGGGAUUCGCCGGCGGAGCACUUGCCGCUGCUGGCUCCCAUCCCGCUUCAUUCAUCGACCAUCAAGGCGGCAACUCAUCCAAACCCAACCCCAAACUCCGGACCCGGGAUAAGUAAGGAGGUGCACAAGUUUAUUCCUAGGUGCCUGGAAUGUAUUCGCGAGAGAUAUUGCUUUAGCUGCGAUCAGUGGUGGUGCGAGUCGUGCUAUCAGGUACCGAGCCGGCAGGAAUUGGGUGACCAGCACGUCCACAUCGUCGACCAGACUAAUGGCUUGUUGGAUUACGAACUGGCAGCUCUCGAGCCGUCCAAUGUCAAGAAGCCCAAAAUUAGCCGCAGUUGCUGGGAAUGCGAACACAACUGCCUUGACUGCAUCGCCAAUACCCAGAAACGGUGUAGAGGAUGCGGCGGGGGUUACUGCAUUGUUCAUUACGAAGGUUCUACGCUCACAUUCUGUGAUUGGUGCUCAAGACGCCGUGGCCGAAGAUCUCGAGAGAUGUAUUGACAUUAGUGAUCAACUGGGCUGCUAGGGUUAAUUAAGAUCAUGAUUUUCUAUCACAACUUGUUACCUGCCUUUUACAAAUGAACAGAUGCCUCAAUUAUUCGGUACCUGCGGUUUUAUGAUCGAUUGGAGGUGUUAAGGAAUCUCUACUCUUUUUUUCUUCUUCCUUUUUUUUAAAAAAAAAAGUUGUGCUUGGUUUUGGCGGUUAUAUACUAAUUUGAAGAUGGACUGCACUGCUUGCUUCAUUACAUGGAAUUUAGUACAUAUCGCGACCUCACAAUUGUUGCCCUUCACGGGUUUACAAUUUAAGAGAGCGAGAGGAUGAUACCCGACUUAGUUAUUAUGAACAAAUUAACUCCCCGUUUCUAUCAAUAAAUACCGUAGCGGCAAAGGGUGUUUCCUCAAAAUGGUUGUUUUACUGUACAAUGAUUGUAC
Messenger RNA from Annulohypoxylon maeteangense, 2420 nucleotides. RefSeq lists its product as uncharacterized. The record is from RefSeq and is a predicted model, not a curated record. Bases 438 to 1988 code for a protein of 516 amino acids. Lineage: Eukaryota; Fungi; Ascomycota; Sordariomycetes; Xylariales; Hypoxylaceae. The transcript has 5 exons.